AUGUUUAAGUUUAUAUCAUUAAUUGUCAUCAUAUUGAUUGUAAUUACUUUUGCCCAAGAAGAUACAAGUAAAGAAAAACAUUUUGAUACAAUAAUUGGUAUUGAUCUUGGCACCAGUUAUUCAAGUGUUGGUGUCUUUAAAAAUGGUCGUGUAGAAAUCAUUGCUAAUGAUCAUGGUAGUCGUAUAACACCAUCUUAUGUUGCAUUUACUGCUGAAGGUGAAUAUUUAAUUGGUGAUGUAGCUAAAAACCAAUUGACGUCAAAUCCCGAAAAUACUGUAUUUGAUGUUAAACGUCUUAUUGGUCGUGAAUAUAACGAUCCAAGUGUUCAAUCAGAUAUUAAAAAUUUUCCAUUUACAGUUAUCAAUCGUAAAUCUAAACCAACAAUAGCUAUAAAUAUUGGAUCAGAGCGAAAAUAUUUCAAACCAGAAGAAAUUUCUGCUAUGGUAAUUGGUAAAAUGCGUGAGAUCGCUGAAGCCUAUCUUGGCUACAACGUUACACGUGCUGUUAUUAGUGUUCCAUCUUAUUUUAAUAGUGCUCAACGUCAAGCUACUAGAGAUGCUGCAGCAAUCUCUGGUUUACAUGUCAUGCGUCUAAUUAAUGAACCAACAGCUGUUGCUAUUGCUUAUGGUCUUGAUAAGAAAGAAGGAGAAAAAAAUAUUGUUGUUUUUGAUUUGGGAGGUGGAACAUUAAGUGUAUCAGUUGUAAUUAUCGAUAAUGGUUCGAACAUUAACAGUGUAUUUGAAGUUGUUGCAACAAAUGGUGAUACACAUUUAGGUGGUAAAGAUUUUGAUGAACGUGUUAUGGAACAUUUCAUAAAAUUAUUUAAAAAGAAAACUGGUAAAGAUGUUCGGCAAAGUAAUCAAGCUGUACAAAAAUUACGACAUGAAAUUGAAAGAGCUAAACGAAUCUUAUCAUCUGAACGUCAAACAACAAUUGAAAUCGCAUCAUUUUAUAAUAAUGAAGAUUUUAAUGAAAUAUUAACACGUGCAAAAUUUGAAGAAUUAAAUAUAGACUUAUUUCGUUCAACACUAAAAUCAGUACAAAAAGUUUUAGAAGAUGCUGAUUUAAAAAAGAAUGAUAUCUUAGAAAUUGUUCUUGUCGGUGGUUCAACACGUAUUCCAAAAAUUCAACAAUUAGUUAAAGAAUUCUUCGAUGGAAAAGAACCAUCCCGUGAUAUCAAUCCAGAUGAAGCUAUUGCUUCUGGUGCUGCUCUUCACGCUGGCGUUUGGGCAGGUGAACAAGAUACUGGUGAUAUCGUUUUUUUCGAAGGAACUUCAUUAACUAUGGGUAUUGAAACAGAUGGUGGUGUGAUGACAAAAAUUAUUCCACGUAAUACAGUUAUUCCAAAUAAGAAAAGUCAAAUUUUUUCCACUACUGCUCAUAAUCAAGCAGUUGUAACAAUUAAAGUAUUUGAAGGUGAACGUCCAAUGGCAAAAGACAAUCAUUUUAUACGUAAACUUGAUCUUGCUGAUAUUCCACCAGCACCACGAGGUGUACCGGAAAUUGAAGUUAUUUUUGAAAUUGACAAUGAUGGUAUUCUUAAAGUUACUGCUGAAUAUAAAGGAGCAAGAAAUGGAAAUAAGGAUGUGGGAGUUGAGGAGUCGAAUUUUAAACAUUGA
Messenger RNA from Adineta steineri, 1620 nucleotides. The record is from the annotation of a GenBank genome assembly. NCBI's taxonomy places the organism in Eukaryota, Metazoa, Rotifera, Eurotatoria, Adinetida, Adinetidae.